This is a messenger RNA of Pelmatolapia mariae (spotted tilapia), 2863 nucleotides long. It is a transcript of the gene slc37a3, whose product is annotated as solute carrier family 37 member 3. NCBI's taxonomy places the organism in Eukaryota, Metazoa, Chordata, Actinopteri, Cichliformes, Cichlidae. The transcript has 14 exons. Gene Ontology annotation, biological process: transmembrane transport. Gene Ontology annotation, cellular component: endoplasmic reticulum membrane. The record is from RefSeq and is a predicted model, not a curated record. The coding region runs from base 230 to 1732 and encodes 500 amino acids. Gene Ontology annotation, molecular function: transmembrane transporter activity.
UGACGCUCUGCGAACUUUGACGUUUGGAGUGACGGGGCAACCCACAGUAAACACAAAACUGACGCUUCAUCAAGAGCAAGCUAGCCAACGGGACUCAGAGCUGAAAGGCACGCCUAGUGAUGUGUUUGUCCCAUGUGGUAUAGUGGAAGACUCUAGCUGAACCCCCUCCCUGUCCUCGAAGACCUUCACCAACACCUUCCUCCUCUUUCUUGUUUCGGCCGCUCCUGUGAUGCCUCCAUCAUGCUGUGCCUCUCUGUCACAGUACACUCAUCAUCAUCUGGUUGUCUUUCUUCUCACCUUCUUUAGCUACGUGUUGCUGCAUGCGUCCAGGAAGACAUUCAGCAAUGUGAAAGUGAGCAUCUCAGCUCAGUGGACGCCUUCCAUUCUUAAUGACAGCUCACCUGCCUUCUCGGCUGGCGAGACAUGGCAGGAUAAUCGUCUGUUUGAGGAUGAAAAGCAGGCCACUCUGUUUCUGGGGAUUCUGGACUCCAUCUUCCUCUUCUCAUAUGCAGUGGGUCUGUAUCUGAGUGGUAUGAUUGGAGACAGAGUGAACCUCCGCUAUGUGCUCUGCUUCGGCCUGUGUGGCUCUGCUGCAGUGGAGUUUGUGUUUGGCACUCUGACUGAAUGGCUCCACAUCUACAACAUCUACCUGUACAGCAGCCUGUGGGUGCUUAACGGCCUGCUGCAGUCGGCCGUCUGGCCCUGCGUGGUGGCCGUCAUGGGCAACUGGUUCGGGAAGGCGGGCCGUGGUUUUGUGUUUGGCCUGUGGAGUGCAUGCGCCUCUGUAGGCAACAUCCUGGGUGCUUUCCUUGCCUCCAGUGUUCUCAAAUAUGGAUAUGAGUACGCCUUCCUGGUGACCUCUGUUGUGCAGUUUGCGGGAGGGGUGGUCGUGUUCUUCGGCUUGCUUACCUCCCCAAAGGAAGUUGGUCUGAGCUUGGAGUCAGAAACUGGACUCGGCCCCAUUGAGACAGACACGGACAGCCACAAGCCUCUGAUGAGCGACGAGGAGGAUGAGGUGGAGAAGUACAGCAGGCGAGGCCAGUCUGUCGAGCAGCCUGUAGAGCCUCCAGCCGAGUCUCCACAGGCCAUCGGCUUCUUAAAGGCUUUCUGUCUUCCUGGGGUGUUGCCUUAUUCCCUGGCUUAUGCAUGUCUGAAGCUGGUCAACUACUCCUUCUUCUUCUGGCUUCCCUUCUACUUGAGCAACAACUACAAGUGGAAAGAAGCCCAGGCCGACCGCCUGUCUGUGUGGUAUGAUGUCGGAGGAAUCAUCGGAGGAACAUUUCAGGGUCUGAUCUCUGACUUAAUGGGAAAAAGAGCGCCGGUGCUGGUCAUCAGUCUGAUCCUGGCAAUCGGAGCCCUGGUGGGAUACAGCCGAUCACCUAAUGACCAGGUGAUAAACGGUGUGCUGCUAGCUAUUACCGGAUUCUUCAUCGGUGGGCCGUCCAACAUGAUCAGCUCGGCCAUAUCUGCUGACCUGGGCAGGCAGGAUGCUCUGAGGGGCAGUAAGGAGGCCUUGGCUACUGUCACUGGUAUAGUGGAUGGAACUGGAAGUAUAGGAGCUGCUGCAGGACAGUACUUGGUGUCUCUGAUAGAGAGCAAGCUGGGCUGGAUGAGCGUGUUCUACUUCUUCAUUGUCAUGACUGCGGGCAGCAUUGUGUUCAUCACUCCCUUGCUUGUCAGAGAGCUGCGGGCCAUGUGGACAGAGAGGCGAGCCCGGCGACGGCAGCUGUAAAAAAUCUUAACCACCAUCAGUUUUUACUCUAAUCAGUGACAGUGCAGCAGGUCUGGUGUGAUUUUGUGGUUGUUGAAAGAUGAUGCUACUUACAGUACAUGUAAGAUUUGGAGUUUGAGCUGAAGUCCUUGCCUUAAGAAGAAAAAAACCCCAAUAGGUUGCACUGUUCUGUAUAUUCAGGGCCUUGUAAAACAUCCCAGAAUGUACUAAUGUGUAUAUUUUAAGGGUUUAAAUGGAUGUAAAUGUUGAUGUAUUUGACUCAAUGUUGCCAAAUAUAGAAACUAGAGCUUCUUACCGUAAAGAUCUGACUCUUUGAGAAAGCUUAAUGCCUAAGGAAUGUGAACAGUGAUUGUAAAGUAGAACUCUGUAAUCAGUUCUUGUAGAUAUGUAUCUAUUUUAGUCGUUUUAAAUAUUGCACUAUGUUCUUCUCACAGUAAUCAGGCACAAGCCUUAAAACAUUUUAAUAAAUCACUUUUAGAGGUCUGGGAAAGCUCCAGAUCACUGCCAGUUAAUCUCACCUAUGUACAGUUUUUUGUAAUUGUGUUUUAAUGUUUUACUGUAAAGCCUUUUCAUGGCAGGGGGCUGGUUCUCUUCAUUCUGUGUACGUGUGAUUUUUAUUGUUCCUUUUUCCAUUUACUGUUUGCUCGAAUGUUUACACCUUAAGUUUUAGUGUCUUAACUUGCACACAUGGGCAGAAAUGUUCUUAAACUCUGUGUUAACAGCAUAGCAUGCCUUAUUACUGUAAAACACACUACCAUGGUGGAAAGGUUUGCCUGUGUGCAUCAGGAGCCCUGCAUAUGUUUUAACUGAUUUUUAACUGUAAAUCCAUGUAGGUUAUGUCCAUAUUUAGGUUUUAACAGCCAGUGUAGGUAAAUAUGUUUAAUUCAGAUGCAAUGGUAUCUGCAAGGUGGGCAAUUUGUUCUGCUUAAGAGCAAAUUAGCUGCACAUUUGCAUAUAGCUAUAUAGGAUUGUGUAAAGCACAUUUAGGAAUAGCUAUUGCAAUUUUUUUUUUAAUCAUGUUAAGAAAUUUUCUUUGUCUCUUGAAAAUAAAAAAUCAUAUGAGAUUCCAUAUAAUUUUUAACAAAUGUAACUGUUUUUUGUUUUAAAUAAAUGCAAUUUUUAUUUCAUGAA